AUGUCUCCUACUGCUUCCACUGGAACCCAGCUUGUUUGGGAUGAUCACCAAGGCCAAUGGCUCAGAAGAAGAAGGUUAGAUGGAGCCAUCAACAGGGUGCCUCUCGGGUUCUAUCAAAAAGUGUGGAAUCUUCUCCAGAAAUGUCAUGGUUUGUCUAUUGAUGGAUACGUCCUUCCUUCUUCAAGCACAAGAGAGAUGACUGCUUAUGAAAUCAAAUUUGCUGUACACGUCGAGUCUGUCCUCAACCAUGUUCCUCAGCCGGAGUACAGACAGCUGCUAGUGGAAGCAAUACAUGUACUUACAUUGGUAUCAGAUAUGGAUGUUGACAGCAUUGGUGGGAUCAUCCUCGUGGAUCGUAUUGUGCACAUGGCCAGUGAUCUGUUUCUUCAGGACCAGAAAGCCUUGGGAGCUGGAGAUUUUUACCUCGAUCAGGAUCCAGCAACUGGGAUCUGCAAUUUCUUGUAUGACAGCGCUCCUAGCGGUGCCUUUGGUACAAUGACUUACCUGACCAAGGCUGUGGCCACUUACUUGCAAGAUUUUUUACCAAGUUCUAGUUGUAUGAUGCAGUGAACCGUCAGGGUUAAAUAUAACGUUUUGAACCAAAUACUGUAGUUGUGCUUCAGCUACACGAAUGCCUUGUUUUUGGUCUUGGUCUCGCUUGUAAGCAAUGCAAGAAAUUCUCAUUUGUUACUGCAAAAUUACAGGCAAGUUAUUCCAGCGGAAAUUUUUUAAUUAUAGUUUCAGCUGAAAACUGUUCUUGUAAGUAUUGGGAGGUGGAAAACCAGAAUUUUACUAGAAAAAAUAUUCACAUAAUAUUUUAUUGUAAUAUAUAGAAUAUUUUAUGAUCUUAGUUUGUUAUUAAACUGGUUAAUAUAUUUUUGGUUAAUAUAUUUAGACAUAAUAAAAGAAUCCUUGUUAAGUAGAAUACAAGAGAACCUUGGGUUUCAUGUUGUACACAUAAGUAAUAACCGAGACUUAAAUACAGUAUAACUAGUAAUAUUAUUCUUAUACUUUUUUCACUUUAGUUGGGUCACAUAAUGAAUUAUUUCCAACUAAAAUUCUCUUUUACUUUCCUACUAUGGGUGGAGAUUAAUUAUCGUAUAACUUAAUGUGGUGUUUCUCUCCCAGCAGUACUCCCUUUAUAACUAGUGAGCAGGGAAGUUAGUGACUAGGGAGCCGUUCUUCUAAACUGGGCAGUCCAAAGCAGCAGAAAAUAAAUAUAGCCUAUAGUGCUACAUCAUUUUCCAUAGAUUAGCUAUGGAAGUUGACUGGUUUAUGGUAACAUUCCUGGGGUCUAGAGCUUAGAAGGUAUUAACGUCUGCAGCCCUAGUGGUCUAGGGCAGUGACAGGAUUAAUGACGGCAACCCUGAUUCUCAAGGGUAUUAAAGUGGUUAAUAUCUGCAUCUCUGGCGGUCUAGUGCAGAGAAAGGGUUAAGGUUAUAUAACUUGUGUCCACCUCUACAGGCUCUAUCAUUGUCUGGUGAAUGCAUCCCUGGUGGUCUAGAAUAGUGAGAGGUUUUGUGUCCGUAUCCCUAGUGACUUAGGGCAGAGAAAGAGUUUACCUGAUCUUCUAGAGCAGAGAAAAGUUUAUCUCUAGAGCAGAGAAAGGGUUAAGGUUACAUAACCUGUUUCCAGUGGGUUAUUCACUACUCCAGGCUCCAUUAUUGUCUGUAGUAGGAAGACUGAGAAUAGAUUAGGGGUUAAUGUCUGCAUCCCUGGGGGUUUAGGGUAGUGAGGGGGUUAAUGUCAGCAUCCCUGGUGGUCUAGUGCAGAGAAAGGGUUAAGGUAACACAACUGGUAUCCAAUGGGUUACUCACACCUCCAGGCUCCAUCAUUGUCCCUUUAGUAGCAGAUAUUAUCCUCUUACACAGACUGCUCCCUAUGGCCCCUUCACUGUUACACAGACUGCUGUUAUGCCCCACAUAUCUUCCAGACUGCACCCAAUGCCCUCUGUCUCGUGCAGGCUGCUGCCCAUGAGCCCCUCUCUUACAGAAACUGUUCCCCAUGGUCCCUACUCUCUCACAGAGACGGAGCGCUAUAGCCAGCAGUAUAAUAUUACAUGGGUACAGUGUCUUGCUAAAAUGAUUUACACAGGGCAGUUGUCGGGAACAAAUGUUAGUAUGAACGCUCAUUCUUGACAUUUGGCCUGUGUAAAGGUGCCGCAGAUCAUAUGAGCAAAAUGCUCCUUCAUCGGGUGAAAUCUAUGUUUCUGGGCAGGAGAUCAUGCUAUGUAAACAGCGAUCUGUGGGCCAGAAACAAUAAAUCUGUAUGAGGACUAGCGAUGGCAGUAGCCAUCACUGAUCUCCAUACAGUGGAGGUGAUUGCUGCAUCCUCCACUGAUGAGCAGGCAAUUAUUGGGAAGCCAUGGUUCACGAUAAUUGCCUGCUAUAUCAGGUCAUGAAUAUGUGCACUAAGCCUUACCUAGUUCACAUUGAAUGGGUGUUUUGAGACUUUACUAUUGAUGACCUAUCCUUAGAAUAGGUCAUCAGUAUCCGAUCGGUGGGGGUCCGACAGCCAGGAUCAACUGUUUAAGAAGGCAUCGGUGUUUGCAGUAGUGCCGCAGCCACCUCUCAGCUUUCCCUAGGUCAUUUGACGUCAAUCACGUUCAUUGAGUGAAUAGGGCUGAGUUUCAAUACCAAGCACUAGGGAUCGACCGAUUAUCGGUUUUACCGAUAUUAUCGGCCGAUAUUCAGUAUUUUGACAGUUAUCGGUAUCGACAUCUAUUUUGCCGAUAUUCCGAUAAUGUAUUGGGAACACAGAUCGCGCUGCUGACAGCGCUCUCCGUGUUCCCUCAGCAGCACAGGGGAGAAGGAGGCAGUGUCUCCCUCCCCCUGUGCUGCUGCUGCCAAUGAGAGGACAGGGGACAAGAGAAGAGAAUUAUAAAUUACCAAUAUUUUAGUGACUUUUAAAUAUUUUUUUUUUAUUUUAGUCGUUAGAUAUUUCCUUAAAUUCAUAACCAUAAAUUUUGCAAAAAAAUAUCUGUCCAGGACAAAAAAGGAGAUCUAGUCAAUAAAAUGUAUCCUCACUGCUGCUUCCCCUCCCCUCUCACAGCAUUCAGUCUUAUAGAGAGAGUGUGAGAAAACUGCAGCUGCAUCCCCCUCCUCCCUGUCCUCCUAAUUAUUGUUUUAAUUUAAGACAUAUUUAUGGGGGACUGAUGGAGUUUACAUGAGCAGAGAGCCUUUGGGUAAGGAAAGUUAAACUAAAGGCAACUAGAAUAUGAGGUUAACGCGACUUUUAACUAAUAAGGUUUAUUAUAGAGUUUCAUAUAUUCUCAUGUACUAAUGAGUUAUGUUAAAGUAUAGUUACACUUUUUAGUUAUCCUUAAUACAUAGAACCAUGGAUCAUUUAUACCUGCAAACAAUAAUGUAAUGGGGGAGACGGUACAGUCAAGAAGCUCCUGCCAUUAGAGGGUGUAGUUGGGCCCCUGGAUGCCCGCUUACAGCCCCAGGAUUCUUAUAAGACACAGUCUUAUAGCUCACUCACACAACAGUCUUCUGAAUACCAAUGGUACUUACUGCCUGUGCAAAUCUCAGAUUUUCAUGGAAUUCCCAAUUGUUCAGUAGCAAGGAAGUAAAUAUGGCUUAAAAUCGUGUACAUAGUUAGGUGCUGCAGCUAAGAGUGUUACCUUCUGACGAUCUUGUUAGAAAAGCCAUCUAAUGUAUUUCUGCAACCUGCAUGUGUUCUUUUGCAGAAUUGCUGCUAUACUAUAAGUAAAUGUCAUGUUCUCUUCAGCAACAGUAAUAUUGAUCAGUAAUGGGAAUCUGCAUCCAGCUCUAAUAGUCAGUUUGGUUUUAUAAAUCUGUUUAUACAUUUGUUUUUCUGUAUGGGAAAAUGGCAAUCUAAAAUUAAUUUGAUUUUAAUUGUGUUGCAAAAUUUAUGUUCCGCAGAUACAUGUACGGUACUCGUAGGAUGAGCUAUCUUAAAUUUUCUUUGGAUCUGGGAAUAAUCUGUGGUACUGUGCUAAAGUUUAAGGCAGGUGUGGCCAUUCCUAAAGGGGUUGUCCAGAUUUCUUAGUUUUUCACGAUGCUGAUGAUCUAUCCUCGGGAUAGGUCAUCAAUAUCAGAUUGGUGGGGGUCCAACAGCCAGAACCCCUGCUGAUUAAACCACCACCAUGUUAUGCUGCAGAGGUUUAGGGUCCCAAACCUGCCAUCUGUCCCUGCAAGGAGUAGUAAAUGACAGUUGAAGUUACCUGGGGAAGAGUCGCAGAUUCUUCACCAGUGGCAUCCACGGCUUGUAUACUGUGCUGCACCUGAGGUCAGCACACCUUGCUUCACUGCAGUUGCACCCCAAUUACAUGUGCAUGCGCAGUGAAACGUGGACCCGUUGCUGCUGAAGAAAAGUACCAGACCCUUCUCCUGGUAAGUUCAAUUGACAUAUUCUAUUCUUGGCAUGGAGGGAUGGAGUCCUCUAUGGGCAGGAUUAGGACAAUAAUCCCCAGCUGCAUAACAGCAUGCUGGUGGUUUAGUGGUCCCAAACCAGGUUACAGGUUCCCUAUAAUACACUUCUGUCACAGACUAGAAACAUGCAAUGACAGAUGCAGCUGCACAUUCAUUUACAAUUUCUGUAUAUUAUAUAUAGGCUAGGUGAUGACUAGUGAGAGCGCCGUGUGCGCUCCUCAGUGACACUGAAUGUACAGAAUCUAACUGCUGUUAUGCAUAUAGUAUAUAUUGAAUGUGUGAAGAAAUAAUCAAAAAAGUUUUCUGACUACUGAACAUUUCAUAUGACGUGUUUAGCUUGUUUUCCAUUUACUUGCAGAAAUGCGUGUAUGUGUAUUUCUUUUUCUUACAAUUUGUCUCUAAUAAACCAAUAUUCAAUUAAA
This is a messenger RNA of Bufo gargarizans (Asiatic toad), 4819 nucleotides long. RefSeq names its product phosphorylase b kinase regulatory subunit alpha, liver isoform-like. The transcript is spliced from 4 exons. Gene Ontology annotation, cellular component: phosphorylase kinase complex. NCBI's taxonomy places the organism in Eukaryota, Metazoa, Chordata, Amphibia, Anura, Bufonidae. The coding region runs from base 1 to 570 and encodes 189 amino acids. Gene Ontology annotation, biological process: glycogen metabolic process. Gene Ontology annotation, molecular function: calmodulin binding. The record is from RefSeq and is a predicted model, not a curated record.